AUAUAGACCUUUCUCUUUUAUCUAUUUCUACUUUAAUAAGUUAGGCCACUUUACCAUACUCCGUAUACCCAUUGCUGUGUGCCAUAACUCGUAACAUCUUAUCUCGCUCUGGGGUUACCGACCCCGCAGCCGAUCUUAUGCGGGAUCUUGGAGUCCCGUGUUCACUUCAUCUGUGGCAUUGGGAACCUGUUCACGCCAUGUAAUCUCAUCUCAACAACCCAAAAUCGUCGCCAAAAUGUAUACUGUCAAUGUAGGAGACGGGCUAGACAGCCUAGACACACCUUCCAUGAUCGUGGAUCUCGACCUCAUGGAAGCAAACAUCAGGAAGCUAUUCGACAGCCUACUUCCCACUGGAGUCAACAUCCGCCCUCACCUCAAGACAACGAAGAGUGCAGUUCUUGCCGGCAAGCUUGUUGCCGCCGGUGCCAAAGGCUGCUGUGUGGCCAAGGUAUCAGAAGCAGAAGCCAUCACGGCGGCGGGCUUCGACGACAUCCUCAUUACGUGCGAAAUCAUCGGCAAACCGAAAGUGAAGCGUCUUGUUGAACUCUUCAAGAAGAACAAGAAGAUUAGAGUCGUCAUCGAUAGCGAAGUUGGGGCAACGGCAAUCAACGACGCGUUGGAGGAGGCCGGUGUCGAGGAGCCUAUUCUCACACUGAUUGACUUGGAUGUUGGACUGCAUCGGACUGGCGUGGCCGCAGGCGAGCCUGCCUUGGCUCUGGCGAGACACAUUGAAAAUCUCAAGCAUCUCAACCUGAUUGGUGUGCAGGGAUACGAGGGCCACCUGCAGCACCUCCACGACCGGGAGGACCGAAAGAGGCAGUGCCUCGAGUCCAUGAAGACGCUGACCGAGACGGCAGAAGCGCUUCGGAAAGCAGGUUUCGGCAUCGAGGUGGUCACGACCGGCGGCACAGGCACCGCUGAAUUCUGCGUUACGGUUCCAGGAGUCACGGAGUUGCAGCCGGGAUCCUUCAUCUUCAUGGAUACGGACUACCGCAAUGCCGUCGGCUCGUUCUACUCCAACAGCUUGACGCUGUUAGCGACCGUUGUCAGCAAGCAGAGCGAGCGGCAAGUGACGAUUGACACGGGGCUAAAGUCGUUGACGACGGAUAGCGGACUUGCUGAAUGCAAAGACCGGCGCUAUGCUCACGCCAACCUGGGAGACGAGCAUGGUUCGCUUAGUUGGGAGGAGGGAACUCCCGCCUUGGCGGUGGGAGAUCGGGUUGAAAUGGUUCCUAGUCACAUUGAUCCAACGAUUAACCUUCACGACUGGUAUUACGCCCAUCGUAAUGGUGUUAUCGAAGAAAUCUGGUCGGUUGACUCUAGAGGGAAGGUGCAAUAGUUUGCGGUCAGCUUCACGCCUCGAUCAGCGCCUUGAACUAGGUACGUCCGAAUGGUGCAAACCAUAGUGGGUUUGGGGUAUUAUGAACAUGUACAUAGGAUAUGAGAUUUGAUACGUAAUGUCCUUGGAAAAAUGAACUGAACCAUAUCAGGUUGAGUAUACGUCUAGGCCUUGCAUCUAAAUCUUUGCUUUCGAGUGACUCCUUUCUUUCAAGUUCCUCUCAGCGGGCAAAACCAUGUUCACAUGAGUACUCAGAGCGACAACAUCUCCACCCUGAUCUAGAACAAUAACCUCGAGAUCUAGUCUGCCAUUCCGGAUAACCUUUGCCAUUGUCCGAAGGAAGAGCCACUCGGCCCCUUCUUCCGGCAAAGCCUUCUUCACGUCCAAAUUCAGAGCAAGGGUAGGGUACCAAAACAUCUCAUUCGACCGAAAAGGUGUCUGUUCCUCGUCGCGUUUCGGUCUCCAUGCCUCUAUUACU
Molecule: messenger RNA, 1817 nt
Organism: Colletotrichum acutatum
Lineage: Eukaryota; Fungi; Ascomycota; Sordariomycetes; Glomerellales; Glomerellaceae
Product: putative amino acid aldolase
Exons: 1
Coding region: 236-1339 (367 amino acids)
Biological process (GO): D-serine catabolic process
Molecular function (GO): D-serine ammonia-lyase activity
Source: RefSeq, a predicted model, not a curated record